This is a messenger RNA of Carassius auratus (goldfish), 4290 nucleotides long. RefSeq lists its product as uncharacterized. NCBI's taxonomy places the organism in Eukaryota, Metazoa, Chordata, Actinopteri, Cypriniformes, Cyprinidae. The coding region runs from base 1902 to 2567 and encodes 221 amino acids. The transcript has 5 exons. The record is from RefSeq and is a predicted model, not a curated record.
AAAAAAAAAAAAAAUCAUUGCACAUGCUCUCACAUGUCCUGGAAUCAAGAUGGGCCAUGGCCUUGAUCCUACUGAAUAUUGGUAUAAUCUGUGAUGACGUGAACGUAUGAUAUUGUGUAAAAUUGUAAUAACAACAACAACAACAAAAACAUUUUUAAUGCUUUCACAUUCAAAUAUCAUUCAAAAGUGCUGAAUUCCAAAAUUUGUUCAUCUGUGAAUUCUGAAAACAGUCUUUGUAUCACGGUUUCCACUUUCAUUAAACAGGUAUCGUAAUAAUAACAACAAUAAAUGUUUCUUGAGCAGCAAAUCAUUUAAUUCGAAUGAUUUCUGAAGGAUCAUGUGAUACUGAAGACUGGAUGUGUUCGACAUGAACUGGCGCUGCGCAGACCGGUUGGUGUUUAACAUCAAAGUAUCGCGAGAGAAAAUCGAAAACACAUGGAGCCGUCUGCUGUCUACAACUCUUGCGAUACUUUGUCAAACACCGAUCUGUCUGUGGAGCUUUUUUAUGUUUUAGGGUAGAGUGGGCUUUCAAGGGGCUGUAUUUUUCUUCUUCUUCUCUGAAACAAAAGUUAAAUGUGUCCAGAAUAUUUCUCAUAGUUUAAGUAACAAUGACAAAUUCUAAACCAAGUAUGAAAAAUGUCCUGAGUUUUCAUGUUAGCUAUUCGAUUUUUAGCAAAGGUGUUUUUGACAGAAAUUUGUUUUAUACAUUCACAGCUAAAUCAGAGUAUGUAGGCAGUUUUAGCCUAAAAUUAAGAAUAAUAUAAUUAUGAAUUACAAAAUUAUAUUAGCCUAUUUGAAAAAUGUUAUUAGCUGAUGCUAACUCUGGCUAGCUAACUGAUGCUAACCUGAGGUAAUGAAGUAAAAAGUUCAAAUGUUUUUUAUUCAGCCGAAUAGUUAGAAUAGCCUACAUUUGAUGGAAAAACAAGGAUUUGUUGUUCAGAACAGAGUAACUACAGCAAUUAAAUCAUAAAAAAAAUGAAAGUUGUUUCACAGUAUAACGUUUUUGACGUUAAAUGAUAAAUGUCUCAGUUUUAAAAUAUCGCAACGAACAAAGAAAAGCACAGCCUGAAAUCAAUGUAGACUAUAUGAAGCUUCAAGGGAAUGUUACACGAAGGACAACAACAAACGUGCAUACUGUAUUAACUGCUAUGAGAAGGUAAAGAACAGUAUUUUAGGCAUAACUCAACAAGAGGCUGAAUCUAGUUACCUUUAUGAAAGUACUCAUAAGAUAGGCUAUGAUGUUGUAUCCGAGGUUCGACUUAAAGAGGCUUUGGGACUCGCACCGCUCCGCCUUAGCUACUACUUAUAGUCCAGUCUGUUUUAAAACAAUUUGGAGCUUCAGUGACAAUCGAAUCACACGUAGCCGCUGAUACUAUAUCAAGAGACAAACCGAACAAAAAUAAUGAAAAUGCGCCGCUUUUUCACGUUCAAACAGGUCUUGCCCUCGCCGGUAAGUAAAGCAUUAAGUAAGUCUAGCGUUUACGAAUAUAAUUCUAGCGUUUAGCAUUAGCGUUUACGUGUAAUGUUGAUCUCUGGAGUUCCGCUGACACGGAAACCGGAAACACGCUUCGAAAAGAAUUUCGUGCGUCUCAGUUCAACAGUCAACACUGACCUGUGAAUUCGUAUCACGUAUUAAACACUAUGAUUAAUAGAAGUUCGGCAUGUUGAAUUAAAAAGAACGCUAACUUUUUGUGCUCAAUUGGAGCGUAAAGUGAAGUAGAUUACAUGUUUGUACAUUUUGUAGCCUAUACAUAUGUAUUUUAUAUCAUUUGUAAAACUAUGUUAAAAAAAGAAGCCAGAGAGCGUGACAUCUUAUACCAGUGUCCGUAUAAAUUUUGCGAUGGCAAAGUUUAGUGAGACUGUCGGCGUCUCAAUCAGCACCCCAGCUCAUGAAUCACUAGAUGGUGUACAUGAAUUCGGACACUAAGUUCACUGGAUCAAUGCAUGUUGGGACAGUGAUCACUCGAACUCCGGUGACAUCAUUACGUGCCCUAAGCGACAUGACGGUGGAUGUAAAAAGAGGACAAAAAAACGUCACCCUUCCGGUCAAAACACCUGAAAUGGGGGAUGUCAAUCGAGUGACGUUUUGUAAACUUAACAAAAAUGGCACACAAGUUCCCAUCUUCCGCUACUGCUCUGACAUUGAGAAGAAGAGAGGGUGCACCGCCAUCGACACCGACCGAUUCUCACACCAGCUUGGAUCUGAAAAUGUUUCUGUAAUCAUUCGUGAUGCCAGUGCCACUGACGCAGGAACAUACAAUGUCGAAGUGAUCGGGAACAACGUGAUCGAGGAAACUUUCACCGUUGUAUUCACAGAGUCUUCUGAUGGCCGGUCCGUCACAGUCAACCCACCAUUCAUCAUCAUAGUCAGCCCACACAUCACAGUCAGCCCACCAUACAUCAUCACCAUAGUGGUCAUCUCAUUGGUCAUCAUCUUAGCGGUCAUCGCAAUCAUAGUGGUCACUGUUGUCAGUGUAUGCAUCUGUAAAAAGAAAAACCGGAAGAAACUUGUUUUCCUCAACAGCACAGUGGAUUCAGAAGUGGGAGACAGUCACUGGAGCAGAUAAACGUGAGAGAGAUGAAUCCUCUGAGAAACUCUGCUUGGUAGACAUGCAGGAGAAGAAACCAGAAGACCUUGACAGCACCCAUCCAGAUGCACUUCAUUUAAUCAAUAAUAAUAAUAGUACUAGUAGUAAUAAUAAUAGCAGCAGCAAUAAUAAUUUUUAUAUAUAAAUAUUUCUGUCAUGAUGAUGGCAUGAUAAUGUACAUGACAAUGUUAAUGUAUUUGGUCUUGGAGGAAUAGAUCUGUUACGCUGCUGUAGAGCAAGUACUGAGACUUGCUACUGCCAAUACAUCCACAACAUGCUGCUGUGAGCGUGUAAGAGAUAUUACUGCUGAAAAUAUUACAUACAUUUUUGAAGCGGACACAGAACAUUUCAGCAGUGUGUUCUGCUCUGUAAUGAGUGGAUAAAUAUGGGCAGACAGCAACGUUUUUAUAUUUAGAAGGGACCAAACAUCCCUUUUUCAUUCAUUAAUUUUUUUUUAAGGGUGUCAGGAAUAGAUGAUCAGUUUUCAGAUAUUUCUCCUGAACACCAACUUCAGUGUCAAAAUGAUUUGAGACAUUUUAUGUCCCUGUCCCAAAUGGUUUCCUCAAGUUACACUUUCAGCCUUACUGCCAACAGUUCUGGUAGCGUUCCAUCACCAUCAUGUUUUUGGCCAUUGUUUGACUCAUAACAGUUCCUUCAUCAUACAGAAGCAGCUCCUCCUCGAAAUGAGCUGAACCUCAGAUGCUCAAACAGAAAGAUAACGGUAACGAUUCCCAGCAGACCAGAGAGAACCAGACGAACCAGAGCCUCAGUGACACCACAAUGAUCCUGACAAUCUGAUAAAGAAGAGAAAUUAUAUAGAUAUGAGGUUAUUCGUAAACAAUUCUGUCAAUCAGAGGCUGUGGUCACUGUGGCAGGAAGAGAGUUCUGUGGUCAAUGUAGUUUUUGUACCUUCCUGUCGUGGGCAGAUCUCUUUAAUGUGAAGACGGAUGCUCUUCUUGUUGACUGGAUUGACAGCUGUACAGCUGUAGGUCUCUGGAUCAUUAUAAUGAAGCUCUAAUGAUAAACUGAGGUUGAUGCUGAGAUCAGGAUUGCUGGACUGGUUCAGGAUUUCUCCUCCUUUAUACCACGAGAUAGACACGUCUCGAUCAUUUUUCACCGAGCAGAACACAGAACAGGUCUCCUCCAUCUUCUGUGACUGCUUGAAUGAACCUGAAAGAGAUUUGUUUUGUGAGGUUAAUUUUCAGAAAACCUUUUUAUUUUCUGUAAAUAAAAUAAAAAUAAUAUUUCAAAAGUUGGAAGCUGUAGGUGUCACGUUUCUGAUUUGUUACAUCAUGGACUUAGUUGUGUUUUCAUGGACUUGUCAUUGGUUUUCUUCAGUCACAUGUCUUUUUUGUUCAGUUUUCCCGCCACUCUUUAGUUGUCAUUGCAAUUUAUUUAAUUUACUCAGGUGUUCAUCAUUAUGGCCCUUAUUUGUCUUGCAGUUAAGUUGCUGCUGUGUGAUCUUCAUUUGUCUGGUACUGUCUGUGUAUUACACAGCUGUCUCACAGUUUGGCAUUCUGUGGAUUUAUUCAAACCUUGUUCAAUUUUCAUCAUUGUCUUCAUCCUUGGAAUAUUUGUGACAGUAGGGUGUCUGUGCCACUUCUUUUGUAAAUAAUGAUUUUUACAUGUUUCAUUAGACAGAGAGGUAGUUUAGUAUUUUAUAUUUGGGUUUGAUUGGGAAUCUGUUGACUCACCUUGAGUU